AUGGAAGUCCCAAAACAAGAAGCUCGGGUGGCACCGGCACCCCCAAUGGUGGCCAUGAUACCAUCCCCUGGCAUGGGCCAUCUAAUUCCAAUGAUCGAGUUCGCCAAGCGAGUCAUCAGAUACCAUAAUCUCGCGGUCACCUUCGUCAUCCCCACCGACGGCCCACCUUCCAAGGCCCAAACCGCCGUCCUCCAGGCCCUCCCUCACUCCAUCUCCCACACCUUCCUCUCCCCGGUCACUCUCUCUGACCUCCCGCCUGACGCCAAAAUCGAAACCAUCAUAUCCCACACCGUCCGCCGCUCCCUCCCUUCUCUCCGCCAAGCCUUCCACUCUCUCUCCGCCACCCACACCCUCGCCGCCCUCGUCGUCGACCUCUUCGCCACCGACACCUUCGACGUCGCAACCGAAUUCAACGCCUCCCGCUACGUCUUCUACCCCUCCACAGCCACCGUCCUCUCCUUCUUCUUCCACCUCCCAACUCUCGACCAGGAGGUCGACUGCGAGUACCGGGACCUGCCCGAAGCGGUGAAAAUUCCCGGCUGCAUUCCGGUUCACGGCAGGGAUUUACUCGACCCGGUUCAGGACCGGAAGAACGAGGCCUACAAGUGGGUCCUACACCACGCCAAGAGGUACGGAGAAGCGGAUGGGAUAAUCGAGAACAGCUUCGCAGAGCUCGAACCGGGUGCCUUGAGCGAGCUGCAGAAGGAGCAACCCGGACGGCCUCCGGUUUACGCGGUGGGACCGUUAGUAAGAAUGGACGCGGGUCCGGCCGAGUCGGAGUGUUUAAGGUGGUUAGACGAGCAGCCACGUGGGAGCGUGUUGUUUGUGUCUUUCGGAAGCGGUGGGACCCUCUCGAGUGCUCAGAUCAACGAGCUUGCUCACGGACUGGAAGCAAGUGAGCAACGGUUUAUGUGGGUGGUGAAGAGCCCAAACGACAAAGUCGCCAACGCCUCUUAUUUCAACGCGGAGAACGGGGCGGAUCCAUUACACUUUUUACCCCAAGGGUUUGUGGAGAGAACCAAAGGUAGGGGGCUUUUGGUUCCCUCUUGGGCUCCUCAACCUCAGGUCCUGGCCCAUCCUUCCACGGGCGGCUUCUUGACCCAUUGCGGGUGGAACUCCAUUCUGGAGAGCGUGGUGAACGGGGUGCCCUUCAUCGCCUGGCCUCUCUUCGCCGAGCAGAGGACCAACGCCUUUAUGCUGACGCAUGAGGUGAAAGUGGCGCUCAGGCCAAAUGUUUCCGAUGACGGUUUGGUCCACAGACAGGAAAUAAGUAGCGUCGUCAAGUGCCUUAUGGAAGGUGAAGAAGGGAAGAAGCUUCGCUACCGAAUGCAGGAUCUCAAGGAUGCUGCUGCCAAGGCUCUCGCUGAAAAUGGUUCCUCCACCAACCAUAUCUCCCAUUUGGCCCUCAUCUGGGCCAACAAAUCACCUGUAACAACAAAUUACUCAAAUUAA
Molecule: messenger RNA, 1452 nt
Organism: Sphenostylis stenocarpa
Lineage: Eukaryota; Viridiplantae; Streptophyta; Magnoliopsida; Fabales; Fabaceae
Source: the annotation of a GenBank genome assembly